AUGAAUUCUUCACAAUUCCAAAUAAAGGAUGAUGAUGGAAAUACACCACUCAUUCAAGCAUCAAAAAGAGGUCAGCUUGAAGUUGUUCAAUAUCUAAUUUCUGUUGGAGUUGACACAGAAGCAAGGAAUAGUGAUUGA
Molecule: messenger RNA, 138 nt
Organism: Trichomonas vaginalis G3
Lineage: Eukaryota; Parabasalia; Trichomonadida; Trichomonadidae
Product: Ankyrin repeat family
Exons: 1
Coding region: 1-138 (45 amino acids)
Molecular function (GO): protein binding
Source: RefSeq, a predicted model, not a curated record